GAGACGGUGUAACUUCUCGGUGGGAGUCAGUUCUGUUAUAGUAGGCCACGAGGCAGCAACGACUCGUGUUCCUGCAGGCCUCGACUCUCUCUUUGCGUUCAUCGAAAGAACUCGCGUUCGUCAUCGUCUACGAUCUUUCUCUUUUUCUCUUAUAUAGAAAAAAAAAGAAAAAGAAAAAAAAAAAAAGAAAAAAGAAAAGAAAAAAAAAGAUCUCGAUAGAUACGAGAAUUAAAAGGAAAAAGUUUUCCCAGACGCGUAGGCAGCCAUUUUGGAGAACGCGAAAUUCGAUCGAGGAGGAUCGAGUGAAAGAGAAGAAAGUGUCCAAAUGGAAUUUUAUCGAUAUACGAUGACGACGAUAGCCAUUUGAUAAAAAACACUUUCUUCCUCUUUUAUAUACGUAUACAUAGACACAUAUAUAAGAUCGACGACAAAUAUUCGUUAUUUAGGAAGUGAAAAGAUCGAAAUCGAGAAGAUCAAGAGAAGAAGAUUUCUCGGAAAUGUUUUGAGUUAGUCUCGAGCUAAGGAAGCGCGUGCGUGCGUGCGUGCGUGCGUACUCUCCUUCUUUCGAAAGAGAAAGCAGACGUUCGUCGAUCGAUUUUUUCUUCUUCUUCUUCUUCUUCCUCCUCCUCCUCCUCCUCCUCCUCCUGCUCCUGCUCCUCUUCCGUCUUCUCCUUUUCCUCGAGUCGCUGAUUUUUUAAUCUCGAAAGAAAUCUUGCGAUUUUUCUCGAAAGAAAACGUCAUUGACUUGAAAUUUGCAUUAUACGAUAUUAAAUUCGUUUAGAUCGACUUUACGAUUCGCAUUUGUCCGUAUAUCGACGAAGAAUGAAAGAAUCCUGAAGGACGCGACGACGUAUCGUUUUUAUUCCUUCUCGAAGAUCUCGAUUUGCUCGGUUAUCGAUUACCAUCGACAAUGGUACUUUGAUGUACACGAUCUAUCGUUACUACCGCGCUGAUCCAGGAUCCGUGCGAUGAUCGGCAAGACAUUAUUAUUGGUCCUUUGGAUACUUCGAUGGAUCAGCUUUCUCGGAGAUCGCACGCUGGCCGAGGCAUGGCCGACGAGCCUCGACGAGUCACUCGACGAGAGAAACGAUGCAGAAAUUUUUCGAGCAGUCGUCGAAUCGAUGAGGGAAUGGUCGCUUCACAAACGCGAACGUCAUAGAAGCAAACGGGAAGUGUCAAAGGUUUGUUACGAGGACAUUGGCUGUUUCGAAGAUACCGGACCCUUUAGCUAUCUCGAGAUGUUACCUUCACCACCAAAGGACGUUGGUACCAGAUUCCUGGUUUACGGUAGCAGAAAGGCAAGAUCGAUACCUAUGGAAGUACCUGCCGAAGAUAUAAACGAUAACGCUCACCGUGCCAUAGAUCCCGAUCUACCGACCAAAGUUAUCGUACACGGCUUUGGAUCUAGUUGCGAUCACGUGUGGGUUUACGAGAUGAGAUCGGCGCUAAUGACCGUUCACGAGUGUAACAUCGUGUGCGUAGAUUGGGGCCCAGGAAGUGCCGUGCCAAAUUACGUUAGGGCAGCAGCUAAUACUCGACUGGUAGGACGGCAAUUGGCCAAAUUGAUCCGUAACUUGGAAGUUCCCCAAGAGAAGGUACAUUUGAUCGGCUUUAGCCUUGGUGCACACGUAGCUGGUUUCGCUGGAGCAGAACUUGGAAACGUUUCUAGAAUCACCGGAUUGGAUCCAGCUGGGCCACUCUUCGAAUCUCAAGAUCCCAGAGCCCGAUUGGACGAGACAGAUGCCAAUUUUGUCGACGUGAUACACAGCAAUGGUGAACAAUUAAUACUCGGAGGACUUGGUUCUUGGCAACCAAUGGGUGACGUUGAUUUUUAUCCCAAUGGUGGAAGAAUGCAAACUGGCUGCUCAAAUAUUUUCGUCGGAGCUGUAUCCGAUAUCAUCUGGUCUGCCCCGGUUGAAGGUAGAUCUCUCUGCAAUCAUCGGCGUGCUUACAAGCUCUUCACCGAUUCCGUCAGUCCAAAAUGCCGUUUUCCUGCGUUCCCCUGUCCUCGUGGCUACGAUGGUCUUCUAAAGGGUGAUUGUUUUCCUUGCAACUUUAAUGGCGAAGACAGGCCUUGCGGUGACAUGGGUUAUUACAGCGACAAAUUGCCAGCCAGAGGUCAGCUUUAUCUAAUAACGAGAGAUGAAGAACCAUUUUGUGCUCAUCAGUACAAAGUGAAGGUGUACAGUAGCCGCGGCGAAAGGCCAACCAGAAGUUAUGGCAAAUUGCAGAUAACGCUGAUCGGCGAGGGAUCCUUCAACGAGAGCUUUGCCAUGACACGAAAAGAUGAAGAACUUCUAGUGGGAGUUACGCUUCAAAAGAUCGUUGUCCCUCAUCCGGCAGUAACCAACAUAGAAUCCAUCGAGAUCAAAUAUACAGCGUACAGUGGAUGGUUAUCGUCAGGCCUGGUUACUUGGAGUAUAGACAAGGUAGCGUUGGUCGAUAGCUUCGGUAAAACGUUAUCGAUAUGUAAAAAAGGUUUAAUCCUUGAGUCUGGACGGGCCAGUCAUCUACCGCUCUAUCCGGGUGAUUGUGAAGUACCUGUUGAAGGAGAAAACAUUACAAGUCCUAUGAUAGUUCCAUUGGAACGCAUGGUUCAAGACAGACAAGGCGGUAUAGGUCCCUUCACGAAGGAUCAGAAUUAUGAUAUUAGAAAUGCUUAUUCUAAUGAGUUCACAUCGAGGAAGAAACUUAACUCAAAGGGCGUUGGUCCGUUCACGAAGGAACAAAAUCUUAGAUCGAUCGAAGGAUCCAACGAAUAUGAGAACUCUGACGAUCCUCCUGACAAUUCUUGGAAAAUCGUUGAUAUUUCGAACGACGCCGAGUCUAAUUCUUUGGAUAAUAGCGAAACCGAAGGUGGAAGAAGUUUUUCCGGCUCGAAUUUUAUCGAACGAGUUUCGCCAUUCACCGAGAUCACCGCUGAAGACGUCACAACGAAACAAUACUUGCCAGAAAUUCGAGAACCCGUGUUACGUUCUAACAAGAAAGAAUCUGGAAGAUCUCUAAAAUUGUCUGAGAUCACCGAACCAAUUUUGAGACCACGCUCGAUGAGACAGAACCUAACUAGAGGAAAUAUUUCCUCGGACGAAGACAGACAAGACGACGAGAUUCAAGAGACCUCGUCGACGUCUACCAGAGGCUUCACCGUACAGUUUUUACCAGAAAGAUUAGCCGGAAUACUUGCACAAGCCGAAAAAUAUGCCAGGCAAACGUUGCUGCCAUUGAUUUCACAAUACACACCUAGUUUCGUGGGUGGUUUACCACGUCUAGAGGAACCUAAAUAUUUUCCACCGUUGGGCGAUAGGAUGGAUAACAAAGAGUUUGUCGAAAGUACAGUAAGAUCGAGGGAUCAACAUGCAAAACAGUUGGAUAUACGAAAAGAGGGCGUCGAAAAGAGUGAAGAGAAGGACGAGGAUGGUAUUGUCAUUGAUCAAACGAGCUCACUGAAUGGCAUAGAAAAUAAAGAGGAUAACGUAACCGUAAAAAGAAAUGAAGGUAACGAGUGGGUGCCGAUCAAGGAACCGGAUGCCGCGAUAUCUCGGAGAAACUCUAACCUGUCUCGAUCUUUUGACGAGAAGGAUCAAGAGAUGGUUGCUUCGACGAAGAAAUUAUUAAACGAUUGGGUACCGAUAACAGAGAAUAUGCGCCAAUCGACGGAUAAUCCUGUUAAAGAGGAUCUUUUAGGAUCUACGAGUUCUUCGACGGAUUCUGAGGAUUCUAUAAUAAUUACUGAAAGACCAACGUUCGACGAUCAAACGAAUGACGAACGUAGGUUCAUACCAUUGAUAGAUUUUGAAAAUUCGAGCGAUUUUUUUCCGUCGACCAGCGCAAAUGAGAUUGCUGAGUCUCGCUCAACGAGUAGCCCAAUGGUUUACACGUCGCACAUACAGAAGAUUCCAAGGUCGACUUUGGACAAGAAGAGGGAACCUAAAACAUUCCCAAGGAGAACGAUGAUCUUUCCUUACGCUUACGAAAGAAGAAAGGACCCAAGAACGAGGUACAUACCGUUGAUUCCCGAGGAGGACAUCGGUAGAUCCAUAACGUCCAUCGAAAGAGAUCGUUGAUGAUCUAUCAUUCGGCCAUAAUUAGAUUAUUACGAUCCUGAACUAUACCUAAGAUGUUAAAUUCGAGCGCUAAACGCUCGUUCAGAUACGUACUUGUUGAUGUUAAAAUGAACGCAAGUGCCGAUCAAUGAUUUUUUUAUCGAAAGAGAGCAAAUUUUUUUUUUUUUUUAUUUUUGUUAUUUAUUUUUCUUUUCUUUAUUUUUUUUUUUUUUUCGUUUUUUUUUCAAAUGGCACUCUAGACGCGUUCAUCGAUCGUAUUCCAUUCGCUUCUUGCAUGUAUCAUUAUAGAAAUUAUUAUAUUUGUAUUAUUUCUAUACACGAGAAGACAACUAAUUGGUCCUUUUCAUAAUUUUAUAAACUUGCGUUCGAAAGUCAAGAUAUGCGAACAUUCAUAAAUUGAUUGUCACCAGUUUGUUCAUUAUAUUCCUUCAAAAGUGAUUAGCUACUAGUCUGCCAAACGAUCGAUAAAACGACCAAGGCCUCGUCGAGACCACUUCGGGAACCUUUAUUCUGAUAAAAAGGAUAUUUGCAAGGUAAUCCACAGGGAUAUUGUUGUUUUACUUUUUUUUUCUCCCCCUUUCUAAGACUACGUUUUUCAUUUUUUUGUUUUGUUAACUCUUUAUCGUUCAUCAAUGAAAAGAAAAGUUUAAACGACCAGGUCGACGAUACUCGAUGGCUUUAGAGAAAGGCUAUAAAAGUUAUUUGUUUGUCUUACUUUCUUUCCUUUUCUUCUAUUUUCUUUUCUUUUGGUAAAAAUUGGGAGUCCUUAGUUUUAUUACUCUUGUAUAUAGGAAUCUUUACAAUAUAAUAUAGUUUAUCUAUAUAGAGCUCCACCAAAAUUCUCUCUUUCACUUAUUACCGAUUAAUUGUUACAACUAUUAUUAUCUUCGUCUCACCACACCAUUUCUCAUUGUUUACUCGACUUUUUUUUUCUUUCAUUUCCAUAUCAUCGCACAUUCAUAUUCGACGGACGUUCGUCGAAAAACUUUUGUAACGCCUUUUCAUCACUCGUCGUAAAAAUGUCUGUGUUUUGUAACGAGAUUUAUACGUAUUCUAUGUUUUUACUUAAAAUAAAUAACCCUUUUUCUUUUC
Molecule: messenger RNA, 5156 nt
Organism: Vespa crabro (European hornet)
Lineage: Eukaryota; Metazoa; Arthropoda; Insecta; Hymenoptera; Vespidae
Exons: 8
Coding region: 969-4064 (1031 amino acids)
Biological process (GO): lipid metabolic process
Molecular function (GO): lipase activity
Source: RefSeq, a predicted model, not a curated record